Messenger RNA from Diorhabda carinulata, 9096 nucleotides. RefSeq lists its product as uncharacterized. NCBI's taxonomy places the organism in Eukaryota, Metazoa, Arthropoda, Insecta, Coleoptera, Chrysomelidae. The transcript is spliced from 6 exons. Bases 541 to 1341 code for a protein of 266 amino acids. The record is from RefSeq and is a predicted model, not a curated record.
GAGAAUGAAUACAUAACAGACGUAUAGGGGCCAAUCACAGACGGCAUGGGACUUACCUCCUUUGUCAUCAAUGGGAUGCGGACGAGUCCAUCGUUAGAUUACAAGGGGUGAAGAUCUUUCGAUAAUGUACAAUAAUUAACACUGUUGAUAUAUAAACAGCGUAUUUUGUGGUAAAUCUUAUUUAAACAGAUGAAUAAAUAUAUAAAAUAAACAUUUUUGUUAGUGUGUAAUAACGAAGUGAAUUAUUUUUCGUUUUUAAAUUAAACGACUUCACCCUAGUAGUAUUAAUUGGAUGUUCCAUAGUGUAGUUCAGCUGACUUCGUGUAGUGAGUUCCGAGUAAGAGUAGUAGAACAGCCGGUGUGGGAAUAGAUACAUCGUCAAAUUCGUGUACCAACCGGUUGGUAAAAAAAAUAUUUUCUCAAAAUUAAUCAAGUUUAUACCAUGAACAAGUGAAUUUGUAAUAAAUUUCAGUGAAACUCGUUUAUAAAACAUAAUUCAAAGUGGCGGAAUAUACGGGAUCUCGAACUCGAAAAGAAAAUAUGCUAAAAUUUCUUACGCAUAAACUAAGAACUCAUUCUAUUAGUGAAGAUAAUUACGUUGGAAAGGUCGAUGAAGACCACGAUUCAGGUACGGAAUCUGAUGAAGAAAUUGAUGAACCAGAGCUGGGUACUUGCUCCGAUCGAGUAUGUAACGUAUCACCAACUGAUACCGGAUGUUCGAUGGAAAGUCCCGCUCCCGAUCAACACGACGCUCAUAGUUCCGAAGAAGAAUUGGAAGUUAUCAAUAGCAAUAGCAAAAUGCGGCGAUCAAUGGCGCCUCCUAGACCCUUGAGGUCGUCUUCCGUGUGUUUGGCGGAAAAAAGAAAAUGGUCACAAAUAGGAGACACGCAAAAUCGAAGGUAUACACCUGAAAAUGAAGAAAAUAUGUCUCAUUAUAGUAAUUUAUCACCAUCUCCAUGUUCGCCAUAUCAACUCAAACGUUGUAGCUGCUCCGAAGACGGCGCCCACCCUAUUGAACAUUCGGGUUCAUCUGACGAUGAGGUUCACCAAUUCUUGAACACUUGGACCACCCCUGUACAAUUUCGAACAUCCCCGCCGCUGGAAGCUGUUAAACCCGAACGAAGAUCAAUCGUUUUAAGUAAGGGUCGUUCGACGAGCCCACCCGCUAAGCUACUACACUACGAAGAUUCCCCAAGAAAAAGAACCAAACAUAUGAAACAUGCACAUAUCCAAAGGCCCUACCUCGAUUUCGAAAAAAUGCAGCAGAUGAAGACGAGGUCUGUGACAGCAUGGCGUCAUACAACCGAUCAUACCGGCGAAUUAUCAGUGUUUUGUUGGUGAGAUCAACUUCAAGGGCGAUCUAAAUCGCCCUGUGAUUCAGCUGAAUACUCUUUAGAGGUCGACAAUGUUCCAUCUUGUUCACGACCCGAUACAACUUCAUAGUUUAUUGGAUAAAUUUAACCGUACUAAAACUACUAACAGACCCACGGGUUUUUCUAUAGAGUAACUUAUCGAAAGUUUACGUGUCGAAUAGGGUGGAUUAGAUAUACAGUGAGACGUCGAAACAAUUUUAGUAUUAAGAAUUAACGUUCAAAUAAAAAUUUUUUUAAGGAGAAGAAGGCGGAAAAACAUCAGAAAAGUAGGUUGAACGGGUACAAAUUUCUAGAUCUCUUAUAAAACGAAUUUGAUUUAACAUUUUUUGAAAAAAUAAAAAAAAGAUAAAUCAUUAAUUUUAUUAAUUGUGAAAAUAAAUUUGAAGGAUGUCAAUUAUAAUGAUAAAAAUCAUAUUUCGGCCACUAAUUUUCCAUUCUUUAUGUCAUUUCUGACAUAUCACCAAUAAUUACACAGAAAAUCCCUGAAGAUGUUAACUUUGUUAUUGAAACGUGCAUCACACUGUACUCGUGAGGAUUGGUAUAAUGAUGAAUAUCUCAAAGUUACUUCGUUAUAUAUGUCAUAUGUCGCUUAUCUAAUUCCAUUGGUGGUUUGUAACAUAAUCGUCGAUUUUUGGUUUCUUGCAAGAGCCAAAAAAAUCGUUAUAUAGGGGGUAAUGAAUAUAUCCAAAAACUAUUAUGUUCAAUGUUACCAUGUUGGUAGGCAGAUAUUUCCAAACUAGCUCUCAUGACUUUGGAGUUAUGAGCUCUAAUGGUUGCUUGGGUAUCUGAUAACAUAAAUAAUAUGUUUCUGCUUGAAAAAUACUUGUUGUUUUACCUAAUCUUUCAGAAUAUUUGAUUAUAGACUUUAGUCUCAAAGUAACCCCAUAAGACACAGUCCAUUGGAUUCGUAUCCGGACUUCAUGGUGGCUAGGGGAUAUAUUCUCUUUGAGAUAUCACUUUGUUAAGAAAAUAUUGACAGAAAAUAGUAUUAGGGGUAGGAGCAGUUGCUCCAUUUUAUUAAAACCAGGUGCGAGUAUUGAAGUUUUCAAAAUUCUGCAACUGAAUAUCAACAUACUAGAUUAAAGUAACUUUCAAGGUUAUGUAAGAUUCUUUGAUGUUUGUGUUAUCGGUUUAUGAUACUACAGUAGAAACAAUUUUGCCUGUUGAUGUGAAAGUGAGCCUCAUCAGAGAAUAACACAUUGUUAAAUGAAGUAAAAAUCAAAAUCAUUUCAUUUACGAGUUUUUGUCUACUAGUAGAGUUAAUUUUUUUUUCAUUUUAUAACCUUUACGAAAAUACUUGGUAGUUUUUUCUGUAACGAAUUAUUCCUCUACGUCGAUGUUUUCUUAGGUUCAGUUCAGGUUUUAUCCUUUUCCUACAUUCAAGUGAAACGCCCCGUGGCGACUGAUUUCUUAAAGACGGUUGGGGCUUGGAAAUUUCAAAAGACUUGUGGGACAAGAAAAGUAAAAUCCAAAAAAUGUUGUAAGGAGAAAGGAAUGAAGGAAAUAGGCCAUCAAUGCCUGGAUUGUUCUUUAUAUUUUUGUAAAUUUGGAAGUUCUUUGUUUGGAAACAUUUUAGAAAACCUAAAAAAUUAUAUCAAGAGCUGCUACUGGUUUUGAGCGUCUAAUAGAGAUGUAUUUUGAUAGUACUGACGUAAAUGACUCAAAUGUGUAACUCUAACUUUGGUAGUUUGUAAGAUAGAGAAUAGUAAAUAGUACAGAAAAAAUGUUUGAUUGGAAUAUUUUUAUGGGACAUCCUGUAUAAAAUUGGAACGUUGUAUAGAAGAUAUUAACAUUCUUCAAAUUUUUUUUACGAAAUUUUUUCAAAGUUUAUAUAAUAUACAUUGUAAAAAGUUGUAGAAAAUUUUGUAACGACUGAUAAUGUAAAUAUAAAAUUUAAAAAAAAAUCGACUUAUUCAUAAUAACAAGAUUCAAUAAUGGUUCAUAUUAACGAUCUCAAUCGAUUAAUUGUACUAAUAAUAUAUAUAUUUAAAUAAUAUGAAUUUGUUCAUCAAAUCAGAAUUUUUUUGAAACUUUGCAACGUCGUAAAUUUUUCCUGAAGUAAAAGGACGAUACUUUAAUCGCCAUUUUAUAAAUUAAAGGGACAUCUAAGAGUAAAAAUGUUAACUUGAGAGUAUUAGUAAUAUUUUAUUUUUUUCUUGAUGAAUUGUCUUAAUUUUAGGUUCCUUUAAAUAGAUAAUUGGUUUCAAAGAAAGUGUCAAUUUUUACCUGUUUUCUAUCAAAAGAAACUUAAAAUUAUAACGAUUUAUCAAAAAAAAUUAUAAAAAAAAAUCUAAGGAGUGAAAAAUUGAAGAAAAAUUUUAUUUUUUAACAUCUAUUAUUUCAUGAUCCUUCCAAAGUGUUUAACAAGUUCAUUAUUUUAUGAAUUUGUUCAUUUAUUGCAUUUUAAACGUUUUUUUUUCUUCAUAUGUAUUUGAAAAUUCGAAAAUUUAGUUUGUUUUACUUUUUCUAUGUUAUUUCCAUUAUUAAUUUUAUUAACUAUAUCUAGUACUUACCUAGCACUUUCCAGAACUUUCAUAAAUCAUUUUCACUAUUCGCUUAUAUAGAAAAGACUGACCGAAAACAAAUACGAGAAAAUUACAUACUUUUCUCCAUGUUUGUUCACUACUAGCUCGCGUAUAGAUUGUUUUUGACAGAGGUACUUUUUGUUUUACUUUUUUGGUCUCUACCUUAAGGGUCCUUGAGCGCAAAAGAAAUCGAAAUUAAAUUGACAUAAUAACUCUUUAUUAGUUUAGUUGUUUGGCAUCUACUUUUGAAGUACUUCACCAACAAUGAAAUUAUUGGAUUGAUCAGUUGUACCAACUGUUACUACGUAUAUAAAACAAACCGAAAUAAAAUUUGAAAAAAAUAUCCACUUUCCUCAAUAUUUGUUCAUAACUGUUUGACAGAAUCUCUUCUUCAUGGUUUAGUUUUUUGGCCUCUACCUUAAUAGUACCAAAGUACCAAAGAAAUUGAAAUGAAAUUUAUUGGUUUGAUCAGUUGUACCAAUGGUAACAUACGUAGAUGAAACAGACCUAAAUCAAAUUUUAACUUGAGAAGACUUCUUUACUUCUCGGUCGCCAUUUUGAAGUAGAUCAGCUGUUUUCUUAGCCAUUCAAAUAGGCAAUAUUUGAAUUUGACGGAAUUACUUCUUGGUUGAAUUUUUGGCCUUUAUCACCAACAGUAUCCAACCAGAUAUGACAUUCAAAAAAAUUGUAACGGAUUCAUCAGUUAUACCAAUGGUUAAUAAUAAAAUGAACUAUAUGCGACGUUGCCUUAAUUAAAUUGAUUUCAGAUUUGGUUGGAAAUAUUUGUUUUAUACGAAAAUGGAGUUUAUAUUAUAAUUUCUAUGGUGGUAAACGAUAAAACCAUCUUAAAUUAAUAGAUCACCGUUUAUCGAAAUUAUUUUUAUAAUUUAUAAUUGAAUACAUAAUUCUGAUUUGAUCAACAUACGUUGAUUAUAAUAUAACUAACAAAAAAACUCGUUAUUGAAACUUGUUAUUUUGUUUAAAAGAAAGUCGAUGAAAUUUCUAUUGAAAACGCAAUUUUACCAAUAUAUAAUGUACUUGUAGGUUGUUUAAAUCUCUAUUGUAAAUAAUUUUCUUUUUAUCAAAUCCUGGUUGUAUUACAGGUAAUAAUAAAAGUUGAUUUUUAUCGGAAUCGAUGUUUAGAAAAAAUUUGGUCACAAAUUCUGAUUCGUGACGAUAAAUUCAAGCAAUAACUUUUUUUUUUUAAACAUUAUAUCCACUGGAUAUUUCGAGUUGAUUCCAAUAUUUUUUUUAGUAACUUUCAUUGCUAAUUUAAUUAAUUAAUAAAAGUUGAAAAAAUACCUGUCUGUUCAAUAAGUUUUCGUCAUUCGAUUAAAAAUUCAAGGCCCUUUCUCCAGUGAUCUAAUUUACCAAAAAAUACUCCUUGCUAAAUAGCAUGAUUUUACAUCAUAUAAACUCGUUAAUUUAACGUUUUAGAUGUUUAUCAAAAUCCUAUAUGUUGCAAAUUAGUACUUCCAGUUUUGCCAGUAAUUGAAUGAUUUUCAGUUCGGUUUUUUGAACUGGCUUUAUAAAUGACUCCAUAUAAAUAUCAGCAAUUCCCGACUAAUCAGCCUAUUAAAAUAAUUUAAGCUAGACGAACCCUCACUCAACGUAACCCAAAGUUAACCUAACCUAAUUGAAGCUAAAGCAAACCUAAAGUAAGUUAAGGUUAACCUAACCUGAUCGAAGCUAAAGUAAACCUAACCUAAUAGGAGCUAAAACUAACCUAACCUAAUAGAAACUACAGUUAACCCAAUCUAAUCGAAGAUAAGGUAAAUCUAACCUAAGCUAAAGUAUACCUAACUUUUCUUCAACUUUUUUACUUCUUAGACCUUUUAUAUGUUUUUUUGUGAUAAUUUGUCUUUAUUUUAGGUCUUUUUUCUAUGAAAAUCAAUUUGAAAUAACACGGAAAAGUAUACCUAACCUAAUCUAAGCUAAAGUAUACCUAACCUUACUAACCAAACCAGAAAAUGGAUCCCUUCCUCAGUCUGCUUAACAAUAUCAAGAGACAGUUCCCAAUUCGAAAUUAAGUAAAAGUUGAAAAAAAACGCGAACAACAAUUAUUUUUGCCUUUUUUUACUUUACGUGGUUUUCCUUUUGAACCAAACCCUUAUCUCGUUAAAAUAAUCUCCCCAAAAUAAAACCCUUCGUUUAAUUUAUAAAUCAAAUUUAGAAAAAUCGAACCGGAAGUUAAUCCACCUAGAAAACGCUAAAUUAACGUGUUUUAUUAUGAUUCUAAAACUUCCGUAUGGAUUGAAAUCAAAAUUGAUUUUCGAAAUAUUUCUACUAAAUUUGAGUAAAUUUUUUAAUAAUUGAAUAUAAAUCGCCACCAUUUUAGAUUAAAGUGAUAGCGAUCAAAAUCAACGUGCUAUUCUUGGACGAAUCUCAUAGCGUCAUCUCUUAUUGAACGGCGAGACUUAUUGAGCAAUAGCUUAGAAAGAUUCCUAUUUUUUUUGGUUUUUUCUAUUCGUCCGUGAGAAAACGUUUCGGAAGAAAAAAUUCUCAUCGACGCUAUUAGAAGCCGUUUUUAUAUAGAAUCGUCGAAAAUUCCAAAAAAACUAAUUAUCAAAUUUGAAAAAAAAAAGAAAUUGGAAAGUAUUUUCGACAAUUGUGAAACAAAUGACUUACAUAUUUUUUUACAAAUCUUGUACUUUUGUGAAUAUUUAUAUAUAUGAAAUGGUAGAUCUCGGUGUUUUUAAAAUAGAUUUAGUUCCCUAUAACAAUCUCGGGGGCUGAACGAAUCGUGGAAAUAAAUUUCCAAAUUAGUUAAUACGAUUUAAAAUGGACAAAAUAACACUAUUAUCAAGUCGAAUAUUUGAAUCACUAUUGAUGAAUACUUCCUGAAGGAAUUACUUCAUCUUGUCUCGUCCUUUAUUAUUUCCCAGUCCAUGACAGCCUCAAAACUACCCUAAAAAGUUGAAAUUACUCGUUAGAUGCCCUAAUAUUGUUAAAACAUAAUCAAAAUGAGUGUGAAAAUUAUUUGUAAAAUCGUUUAUCAUGUACGUAGAUGAAAUAUAACGUAGAAGAGUCCCGAGAAACAAAUUUUGAUAUCUAAAGUGUGAAACGUCAAAAAUGACAUAUUUGUUCAAAACGAAGAUAUAUUCUGAAUUCUGAAGAUUACUCAGAAGUUAAAUGAACCAAACUGGUCAUCAUCGAUUUUUCAAAAGUGGUAAAAUCAGUCCAAUAAUAUGUUAAUGCCAAUUUUUCAAAAUAGCAACUAGAACCUCAACACGUCAACAAGUCAUUUGACUAUCUCGCAUCUUUCUUCUCUCUUGUAAAACCUGUCACCUCUGGUGGGUCUCGAGUUAAGGGUUGUUGAGACAUGUCUUGGUAAUUCAUACGUUUAAGUGGAUAUGGGUUUGGAGAUUUGGAAGGCUUCAUUUUAGUGGUUCCACAAAUAGUAAUUCAAACCUUUAAGGCCCACGAUUCAUUUCUAUUUUCUCAUAAGUUUUCUGCUUCUACAGGUUACCAUUUUGCGCUACAAUGUUCUAACAUUACAGCCAAUCAAUUUCUUUGGCCCAAUUUUGUUUCUUCUGCCUUUGUUGAAACCCACGUUUCACUUCCAGUGCAACUAGUAUCCGAAAUUUGAUUCAAUUCUUUAAGUGAUUAGAAGAAACUGUGGAAUACCGCUCAUCUCGCCUGCAAACGAUCACAUAUUCACGAUUUGUAACAACUAAUCCAGUUCUUCCUUUAAAGGACUGAACUUUGAUACGAUGAUGUCGUUUUUUACCAUGGGUAACCAAUAGAAAGCCUAAGAGUUGAUUUAAAAUGAAAUGUAUUAGAUAGAACAGGUCUUUGAAAUCUACAUUGAACAUUUCAAAGAGUUUUGUUGAAAUGAUGGUCGUGUCUUGUUUUGUUUCUACGCACACGUGGCAAACAAAAGUAGUUCUCUUUGUACCUAUUAGAUAAUAGGAACGUUUUCAGUUCUUCUUGCCCAAAAAUUAUUCUGGUUUAGGCAGACAUUAAAUAUGACGAAAACCAACUGGAUAAUUGGAGAUUUAGUGAACAAUUCAUCAGUACAACAGACGUCUUCACCAGAAUAUGUGAUUCCGUGAGCCAAAGUGAACUUUUCGAGCUGCAUUAUGUCAUCCCAGUUGCUAUUAAAAUGGAUGAAUUCGUAGCCAGGGCGUCUACGAAAUCACACGGCGUCUAAUUUGGUGAUCGUGGAAACCAUACAAACCAAGCUCUGUCAUUAGGACCUUUGCGAUUAAUAUAGUGAUCGGGUAUAAUGACGUCGAACCAAUCGACUACAUCGUUAUGCCAAGUGAAAUAGCAUGUGAUUCAUCAUUCUUCUCAUAUAUGUAAUAUGGACAGUUUCUAUAACUGGAAGCUGUUCCGACUAAGAAAGACAGAAUGAUAACUAUCUCUUCAUCUUACGAGGUUUCAGCUCGGUUCUGCGCAUUCUCAAGCAUGCGCAGUUUAGAUAAAGUACAUCGAACGAGAAAGAAAAUGAAUAUUGUCGACGAAGGGACUUUUUUUCCCAUACCAACUGUUUAUAUAGAAGCGGGAUAUGAUUUUUCCAACUUGGUUUAGUUCGAAUGUCGAUUUUUAGUAGGACAUUUCAAUAACUUUUAUCAGUAAUGCUGGGACCACACUAACGAGAAAUUAACCGUAGGUGUAGCCACGACUUAACGCGAUAAUUUAAUAGUGGAACGCGUAGUGAUGCUUGGCAACGAAUCACGAGUUUUUAUUGUCAAUAAUGAGCAUUGACGUUAACCGCUAGUGGGACCCCAGCCUAACAAUUUUGAAAAUUGUUACGUAUUGUAUAGAAAUUGCGAAACUAAGACUUUGCACGUUGUUUUGUAACCGUGCAAAAUUGAUUUGUGAUAUGAAUAUAGUCAUAUAGAAAUUAACUUUGUACCUUGAACUUAAUAUAUAAGAGAACGUAUGAAUUUUGGUAAGAAAUAUUUUGAUUCUAAGCAUGCGCACAUGUAUAGAUAUUUCAAUUGGAUCCCAUGAAAAAAAAAUUACACUUUUAUAAAGAAUACAUUGUUUAUAUACAAAAUUAAAUACAUCGGGAUCAGAAUUAUAGCGCGUUUAUAAUAAUUUUUGUAUAAAAAUGUUUCAAUAUAUUUUUUACCAAAAUUAAACAAUUAUUUCUAUAUGCCUAUUGUCGCACAUUAUAUUUAAUAUUAUAAUUAUUAAGUUUUGAGUGUUUUUUAUCAAAUCUUUUGGUCCAAUAAAUAUUUUAUACUGUG